Messenger RNA from Asparagus officinalis (garden asparagus), 597 nucleotides. RefSeq names its product NADH dehydrogenase [ubiquinone] 1 beta subcomplex subunit 2-like. NCBI's taxonomy places the organism in Eukaryota, Viridiplantae, Streptophyta, Magnoliopsida, Asparagales, Asparagaceae. Gene Ontology annotation, cellular component: mitochondrial inner membrane. The record is from RefSeq and is a predicted model, not a curated record. The transcript has 4 exons. The coding region runs from base 112 to 327 and encodes 71 amino acids.
CAAGCGGCUUGAAGCCUUGAAAAAUUGAGCGCAUCCGGGGUGAGAAACUCGAAGCGCUGGCCAGUGGUGCGAUCCCAUUCGAAAGUCGAUCGAUCGAGGGGGAGACGAGAAAUGGGAGGCGGAGGAGCAACGUACAGAGGGUACGUGCAUCACGCACCGAAGCGCUGGCAUGUGGUCACCGGAAAGGGCUUGUGCGCCGUCAUGUGGUUUUGGGUCUUAUAUAGGGCUAAGCAAGAUGGUCCAGUAGUGCUGGGUUGGAGGCAUCCUUGGGAUGGACAUGAGGACCAUUCUCAUGGUCAUGGUCAUGAACAUGAGGCUUCUCAGUAAGAGGACUCAAAAGGAUGAGUGGUGCAACCGGCUCUAGACUGUGUUACUGAAUAAGGGUGCAUACAAGGUAUUUCUAUUACUAUCAGGAGUAAGAUAGCUUGUUGUAUGCUGAGCCUUGUUCAUGCACUCCGACUUUAUUGAAUUCUGAUCUUCCUAUGUCUUCUGUGUUGUUACAAAAAUGUCUUUAUCUCUGAUAAUAUUUGAACUGGUUUCUGUUGUAAUCUCAGAUGCUUAUGUAUGCUGUGAUAUCAUAAAAAUAUCUUUAUCUCU